AUGGGGCCUGGGGGAACUGUCGCGUCGGGCUACAGGGUUCUCAAUUAUCGCGCAUUGUCUGCCGGAGAUCCUAACAAAAUCCACGUCUUGACAUUUGAUUAUCGAGGUUUUGGCAAGAGUACCGGCUCGCCAUCAGAAACUGGACUUAUUCUUGAUGCCGUUGCCGUGGUCGACUGGGCCAUGAAUGUGGCCGGAAUUCCUCCAUCGCGGAUUCUCAUCUUCGCACAGUCUAUGGGCACAGCCGUGAGCAUUGCUGUAUCUAAACACCUUGCCGUACAAGAACCACCAGUGGUCUUCGCGGGAACCGUUCUCAUUGCGCCGUUCGUUGACAUCGCGACGUUAGUCGCAACUUAUCGCGUGGCGGGCACCAUUCCAAUCCUGUCACCCCUUGCGAGAUUCCCACUGGUAUUCAAAUACCUUCAAAGAUUCAUUCGUGACAUGUGGCUAAGCAAAGACACGAUUGCACAAUACAUUCGUACCAACGAGCUAAAUGGGGAAGAUUAUCGACUGACGAUUAUUCACGCCGAGGAUGACUAUGAUAUUCUUCCAUGGCACCAUUUUGAACUUCUGUUUUGGCAUGCGGUUAAUGCUUCGACGCCUGCAGGGAUCAGCUAUGACGAUCUUGAGCAAAAGAAGCUGGACUCGAAGACAGAACUUGGUGCGGCUGGGUCCGUCAUGGAAUGGAAAACUGAUAAUGGGGUUAUCCAAGAAGAGAUAUUGAAGACUGGGUUACAUGAUGUUAUUAUGGGGUACCCAGUGGUUACAAGGGCGGUUAUGCGCAUGUUUGAAGCGGUUGAUCCGUCGUUUACAUCUUGA
This is a messenger RNA of Penicillium arizonense, 816 nucleotides long. Its product is annotated as alpha/beta hydrolase. Bases 1 to 816 code for a protein of 271 amino acids. The record is from RefSeq and is a predicted model, not a curated record. The transcript has a single exon. Lineage: Eukaryota; Fungi; Ascomycota; Eurotiomycetes; Eurotiales; Aspergillaceae.